Micropterus salmoides (largemouth bass) is the source of this 2888-nucleotide messenger RNA. RefSeq names its product CASP8 and FADD-like apoptosis regulator. NCBI's taxonomy places the organism in Eukaryota, Metazoa, Chordata, Actinopteri, Centrarchiformes, Centrarchidae. Gene Ontology annotation, biological process: negative regulation of extrinsic apoptotic signaling pathway via death domain receptors; proteolysis. Gene Ontology annotation, molecular function: cysteine-type endopeptidase activity; protein binding. The record is from RefSeq and is a predicted model, not a curated record. The transcript is spliced from 9 exons. Bases 774 to 2192 code for a protein of 472 amino acids.
UUUUAAAUAUUAUUAAUGUUAAUAAUUCGUGUUAUAUUUCAACAUAUUCUAUUUUGUGGCUUAUAAAUUAACUAAUGGCUUUAUUUUUAAAAAACAUUAAUAAGAACAAAUAAUUAGGUUGCCAGGUUGUGACAAAUCCCACUGGCUGGUGUUUAGUCUUUCUAUUUGGUGAUAAUACAGCUCAAAAUGUUAUUAUUUCAAAAUGCUUCUCGCUCUCCAUCACAGUUGCAGUUCUGUUAAUAAGUCAUUAAUAAAGAUUUGACUCCAUCACGUCUGCAGUUUUAAAGGUUAAUAAUUGUCAAUACGGAUUUGCAUGUGCAUUUCCUGUUGUCAUGAAGACGGUCCCGAAUUUCGUGCUUUCACUUUCACUUUAGUUAGGCCGACAGUAUUUUUGUGCAGUUGGAUCAACCGAGAAGAUUUCGAUAAUUUUUAUGCGGAUAUUACGUCAUCAAAGGUGUUGAUAUUUCUUAGUCAGGGACUCGGGGUCACACUGCUCGAAGGAGGUGAUUUCCCACAGCCUACAUUUAUGUCGUGCGUCAUACUUUCGGCGUGGUCAUUUCAAUUCCUCUUUAGUUUGUUCCUCUGCUGUCCGAUUUCGACAUUAUAGCCUACGGUGGGUUCAUUCAGUAAUCUUCUCACUUAUUGGUACAUUCUUUACGUGAUUGUAUGUUUAUAUAGAGCCUAACAGUUUUUAAUCGUAUCCGGUUUGAAGGUGUGUAGGACUUAAUUGCUAGUUAACGUCCGCAGCGAUCGCGCUUCCUCAAACAAAGUCCAUGGCUCUUCCAGACCAUUGUCAGCUUCAGGUGAUUAAUGAAAUAUCAGAGGCUCUCUGCAGUGGUGAACGCAGGAUUCUCCUCUACCUGUGUGAAAUCCUGGACACAGACAACAGUGUGGGUUGUCUAAAAGCGACGCUGGAAUCUAAAGCGAUGUGCUACGAGAGGUGGGACCUGUUCCUGGCAGAGCUGAUAUUGGCGUUGAGACGUUAUGAUAUCCUAAAGAAAGUGUGGAAAACCAGCAGGGAGCAGUUUGAGAGAACUCUGAAAGUCGGGCCGGUUCUGCCAAAAUUCAGAGUGUUGAUGGUUAAUAUAGGUGAGGAAAUGGCCAAUGACGAUCUGGACAGUCUGAAAUUCUUGUUAAGCAAAAUAUUACUCCGUGAGAAGAUGGAAAAGGCACAGAAUUUCCUGGAUGUGAUCAUAGAACUUGAGAAGCUGGAUAAAGUUUCACCUGAAAGAGUUGACAUUCUAGAGAAAAAAUUGCGAGACAUUGGCAGGGUCGACCUAGCCAAAAAAGUGACUGCUUACAAGAUGUCAGAACUUUUCACAGUUACAUCUGAACUACAUAUAUCUCAACAGAGGUGCAGAGCUCCUCAUCUGCUGAGCCCUUCAAAUAGUUCCCACCCUCUACUGCAAACAAGACGAGGACAGUCCUUCCACAGUGAAAACAUACCAGCACCUGUUUACCGAGAGCAGACUUAUCAGAGUCCGUUAGAUUGCUACAAAUUUAACAGUAAUCCCAGAGGAGUUUGUUUAAUCAUUGACUGCGUGGGUAAUGAUGGAGUCAUGUUGGAAGACACAUUUAAGGCUCUUCAAUUCAACGUGGUCGUCCACAAUUGGCUAAGUGGGGGUGACAUUUAUUCUACCCUCGCAAAGAUAUCCACACAGAGAGAGAACCUUGAAGGUGACGGCUUUGUCUGUUGCAUCAUGAGCCGUGGCACAUCAGAUUAUCUCCUGGGUACAGACUCGAACAGCACAGGUCUACGCCUGGAUAAUGUGAGACGUCUUUUCACUGCCGAUGCAUGCCCCAUGCUGGCUGGCAAGCCCAAACUCUUCUUCAUCCAGAGGUACAGCAUCCCCGAGUCCCAGCCCUAUGCCACAACGUACCACCAGGAUGAAGAUCUGGAGACAGAUGGGUACGAUGGGCUGGCCAGAUGUGAUAUCAUCCCUACAGAUGCAGAUGUGUUCUGGAGUCACUGCUGGACAGAUGCACGUCAACUGGAGCAAGGACUCCAUUGCUCCAUUUACCUGAAGGCUCUGACAGACGCCUUAUGCAAAGGCCAAAGAAGGAAAACACAUCUUGUUGACAUUCAUACUGAGGUGAAUGGAGCCCUCUUUGAACAUAACAAGAGGAAUCCUGGAGCAAGCUACCACAUUGAUUUGAAACAUACCCUACGGAAAGAUGUUUACUUACAAUAGAGGAUUCAUCACCAUGACUUUCACUAAACCUUCAGCACUGUCAGCUACAAAUUAAUAUAAUAAUUUACGUGCCAGAGAAGAACCUUUUUUUUACUGUGUUAAUACAGUGACACCUAUUGGUUGUAUUAACACGAAACACUUAAACUUAUUAUUAUUAUUAUUAUUAUUUUUUUUUUUACAGAUGAAGUAAAAUAUAACUUAUGGUUUUAAUGUGCCUUUAUUUAUUUUUUGAAGUUUUUGUACAUAUAUUUCAAUAGAUUUAUAACAGGCAAAAUAACAACAACACACCCAAUCAGAGCCUCAUAAUAGAAACAAAUGUAAAUUCAUAAAAAACAGAAACAAAAAACAUGUAUAAAGCCUGAUAAAGAGUUUUUGUUUUACAUGUAGUCAUAUGUAACUUGUAUUUAAAUUAAUAUGAAUAGCAAUUUUCUUGCCCAAUACAGUGCAGCUAAAACCGGUAGUACCCGUGUAAAGAUGUGAAAAUAAUUUGUUAUGAAGUAAACACUAUAUAGAGAUAGAGAUAGUACAAAUUAAUUCUCUCUCUCUCUCUGUAUAUCUCUCUCUCUCUCUCUCUGUAUAUCUGUGUUAUUGGAUAUUUUCAUCACAUUCUGAAACGUGUUUUAGAAAAGUAAUAAAAGUCACUAUCAUUAGCAUUAUCAUAUAACUCUUCGUUUCCAAUAAAUAACAAAUACUAUA